AUGCCUCCGCAAUCUCCAGCUGGGAAAUGCACGCUGGACGGCUCGUCCAAACCCCCCCAAACUCCACAGAAAACCGAUAAACCGGCCCGUACUAAAGCAUCUAUUAUCGGCAGCGACUCCUGGACUAGCGCUCGCGAAUACAAACCAGGCGCCGGCGAGCCUCUCAACCCCAAAAAGGAUGAGCGACAUUUUCUUUACCAGCGUGCUGUCGAUUUCAAUGACAAAACGGACUGGCAUGCCGUCGUUGCCACUGCAUCCCGUCUUAGGAAUGGAAAGAACUGUAGCAUAAGACGACGAUUUUCUAUUGGCAUAUUCAAUAUGGUUAAAAGGAUUGUCUUUGAAGAUGGUGUUAGCUGGGUUAUUAGGCUGAGGAUGCCAUCGUUGGGGGGUAUGCUGGGCAGAAAAGAGCGAUUGCCACCUGGACAAGCUUUGGGCAUGGAGGUUGCCGCGAUGAUAUUCUUCAAGACCAAAACUUCCAUCCCUGUUCCAAAGUUAUACCAUUACGAUCUCGAUCCAAAUAAUGACAUUGGCGCACCAUAUAUGAUGAUGGAGUAUAUCCACGACAUGGGGAAAGGGCCCUGGACUACAACGACGGACUAUUAUCGAGAUUUCUCGAAUCAUUGCAUGGAAACGACUGCUAUGGCGGAUGCUAGGUUAGCCAGUGAAGAUUCUUUCAUCAAUCCGGUGCUUUUCAAUUAUGUCUUACACACUGUGGAGGACCCAAAGAGGAGAAAUGGGCCGUUCUACCUGACUAAUUACGACUUUGGUCCUCAUAACGUCCUGGUGAACGAGAAAUUUGAGAUUCUAGCCGUCAUUGACUUUGACAGUGUAAUCGCCGCCCCUCUUGAAGUUGCAGCCCAGCUUCCAUUCAUGGCCUAUCUUGACCUUGGACCACCACCUGGACUGGCUGAUUCUGCAUCUGAGGGCUCGUCGUCCGCAAAAACAAGUUUCCUAGAAUAUAAACGGAUGAUCAAAACUGCCGAGGACAAGCUGAAUGACGGAAGGGGGAGGGACGGCCUCUUGAGUGAUGCAGUUUUUAGCAAGGCAGCGAUAUUAUUUGGCGGGAUUGCUGCAUGUGGAUGCCACUCGUCGUCAGUCAACAGUUCGUGGCUGAGGACUUAUAUCAGCGUGAUUCGGAAUGAUGUUAUCUCUGCUAUCUCACCGACAGAGAAUCCCAGUUAG
Messenger RNA from Uncinocarpus reesii 1704, 1182 nucleotides. RefSeq lists its product as uncharacterized. The record is from RefSeq and is a predicted model, not a curated record. Lineage: Eukaryota; Fungi; Ascomycota; Eurotiomycetes; Onygenales; Onygenaceae. Bases 1 to 1182 code for a protein of 393 amino acids. The transcript has 3 exons.